UGCAGUUUCAGUAAUCCGAUGCUGGUCCAGACAUCACCAUCCUAUCUGCGGCCAGCUGGCAGGGCGGUGUUGAGACAGAGACAGCCAUCUUUAGUCUGUAUUGUACCCCCCUCCUUUUUCCUCCCCUUCCCUAAACUCCCUUCGUCAGAUACCUUGUUCCAAAUUUGCUAAUUUCUAAUCUUUCUGUAAAAAAAAAAGGCAUCUAUAAUUAAAUUAAGGAAGUAAGAGGAAGUACAGGAGACAUGGAUGAGGAAUACGAUGUGAUCGUAUUAGGAACUGGCCUGACAGAAUGCAUCCUGUCAGGUAUCAUGUCUGUGAAUGGGAUGAAAGUCCUCCAUAUGGACAGGAACCCUUACUACGGUGGAGAGAGUUCCUCUAUCACACCUUUGGAGGAGCUGUAUAAGCGAUUUGGCAUAUCUGAAUGCCCUCCAGAGAGCAUGGGACGAGGCCGAGACUGGAAUGUGGAUCUUAUUCCAAAGUUUCUAAUGGCUAAUGGACAGCUUGUGAGGAUGCUGAUGUACACACAAGUGACCCGUUACUUGGACUUCAAAGUGGUAGAAGGAAGCUUUGUUUACAAGGCAGGGAAAAUUUACAAAGUCCCAUCUACAGAGACAGAGGCUUUAGCUUCAAAUCUCAUGGGAAUGUUUGAAAAGCGACGUUUUCGGAAGUGCCUAAUAUUCAUUGCAAACUUCGAUGAAAAUGAUCCCAAGACGUAUGAUGGUGUGGACCCUAAACAAACAACAAUGAGAGAUGUUUAUAAGAAGUUUGAUCUGGGACAGGAUGUGAUCGACUUCACUGGCCAUGCACUGGCACUAUAUAGGACAGAUGAAUAUCUUGACCAGCCCUGCCUGGAGACUAUCAAUCGCAUCAAAUUGUAUAGUGAGUCCCUGGCCCGAUAUGGGAAGAGCCCUUAUCUGUAUCCAUUGUAUGGACUUGGAGAACUACCCCAGGGCUUUGCAAGGUUAAGUGCAAUUUAUGGUGGGACGUACAUGCUGAACAAACCAGUGGAAGAAAUAGUAAUGGAAAAUGGAAAAGUGGUGGGAGUGAAAUCUGAAGGAGAGAUUGCCCGAUGUAAGCAAGUCAUCUGUGACCCAAGCUAUGUUCCUGAUCGGGUAAGGAAAGUAGGUCAGGUUAUUCGUGCUAUCUGCAUUCUGAGUCACCCACUGAAAAACACCAGUGAUGCCAACUCCUGUCAAGUCAUCAUACCCCAGAAUCAGGUCAACAGGAAGUCAGAUAUCUAUGUUUGCAUGAUCUCCUAUGCUCACAAUGUGGCAGCCCAGGGCAAGUACAUUGCCAUUGCCAGUACCACAGUGGAGACAAGUGAACCAGAGAAGGAGAUUGAACCAGCGCUGGAACUGCUGGAACCUAUUGAUCAAAAGUUUGUGGCAAUUAGUGAUCUAUUUGAAUCUAUAGAUGAUGGAACAGAAAGUCAGAUUUUCUGCUCCCGGUCCUAUGAUGCCACCACACACUUUGAGACAACUUGCAAUGACAUCAAGGACAUCCACAAAAGGAUGACAGGCACAGACUUUGACUUCGAGAAUAUGAAGCGCAAACAGAAAGAUGUCUUCGGCGAGGAGGACCAGUGAUGUCUGCUCCAUUUCAUAUUGCCACCUAACCAUAGGAAAGUUCCUUUUUAGCCUAGUGAGCUCUACAUUACCCUCACAUUAUCAUAUCUUUCAAUUCUCCCAUUCAUAAUGUUAGACUUGGUACACAAGAGGCUGUCUGCAGCCAAGAAGAGGUUAACUAAUGCAGUUGAGCAUAUCUGCUUUGACUCUAUCCCCUUUCCUUUUUUGCAGUUAAGUAUCACUAUCCUCUGCCUUUUUGGGAAGGGGGGAGGGGGUUUAUAGACAUUUCUAACUAUAUUAUUUAUCCUUAUUCAUUGUACCUACAGAUUAAGGUUGUAAAGUGUAGUAGAAGCUCAUUGUAUCAACUCUGUUAGGGCUGUGCAAAUGAUAACAUAACUUUAUGUGGACCAAAUGAGUGGGCCCUACUGAUUGCUUAUAUUCUUGAUACAAAACUGGGUGAUCAUUAACUGGGUUGCUUACUCUUUACCUCCUCUGGGAAGGAUGGAUUCCAUACAAUCAACUUUUUCAAUGGGAGCAAAUUGUGUAAUUGAGUGCUGCUGUUAGCCAUUUUGCCAUUUAAAGGGCUUGGCUUAAAAUGACUGUCAGUUCCUAAGAAAGAGUGUUUCUUUCCAGUAUAAUGACUACAUAUCAAAUGCAUUAAUUAUGAAGUUUUUGGGGAACGGUACUUCUGAAGUUAUAUGUUGUCAGUCUUGUACAAUAGAACAUUUGGUUGUGUCUUAAAAUUUGCUGGAACUGAGUAGAAUGGAAAAAGGCAUUUGAAUACAAUAUAGUAGUGCUCUGAUUGGGUUCGCGGACCCUGCAGCUAAACCUUUUUUGUAAGGCACUCCAUUGCAUGUCUUAUAUUAUAUGGCUGCUAGUAGGACCAUUGACUAACUUGUUCAUGCACAUUCCAUUUUUUUAUUAAUUUAUGUUUUCAUUUUAUUGGUGAACCUCUGCCCUGAAAAACAAAGCUGCUGUAGUCACACACUUCCAUUAUUUCACUGGGUCCCCUUUCAUCUAAGACUUAUGUUGCUGCUUCACUGGCCAGUAUGGAAUGUAAAUGACCACUUGAUGUACACUUUUUCCCUUUUGAUAUAAAUGUUUAACCUGCACCAGUAUCCCUCCCUACUUGAGAUCUGUUGUCUCCUUAGUUGUCACCUCUUGUGACUUUAUGUACCAGGUGAAUCUAUGUAUUGCUAGAAGUAUGGCUUCCUAAAAGACUGACCUGCAGUUGAAGUGAAAGGAUGAAUAAUAAACUGAAGAGGAGAUAAGAGAAUUUCCUAGUUCCAUAGAGUACAAAAUCAGUAGCAGCUGAUGAGAUAUCUUAUCAGGUUUUGCAACAGAUGUUUCUAUAACUCUCCUAAUCUGUUUUCAUUAGGAAUGUAGUCUGUAGGACAAAAAAAGAUGUGUCUAGGUUACCCUGAAAUAACACUUGUACGCUUACUUGAUAACAGACUUCUCUACAGUUGUAAAACCUCAGGGAUGUGUUACAGUCUAAAAAUGAAAUACCUAAGUUACUGUUGUAGAAAUGGUAUUGGCUUCAGAAACAUAAAGAACAUGUGCUUUGCUUGGGAGACGACAGAUGUCACAAACACACUUUAUAUUAAUUUUUGACUUGAAUAAACAAGUUACAUUACUUGCACAAUCUUCUGAAGAAGCACUCUUGGGAAUUCUGAGGUUGAUUUGUCCUUGGAAAUUUGCAGUCAUAUUUAACUGAACUACCAUGUAAACUGCAUUGCGUUUCUACAUUGCAGAAGCUGUCAAAUCCACACAUGACCAUUCAUCAAAGAUUCAAAAGAUUCAAGAUUCAAAGAAACUUUAUUGUCAUUUAGGACCACACAAGUGCAGCCUAAAUGAAAUUACAAAUGUCAGGUCACAAGAGAAAUCCAGUGCAAAUAUCGUAGAUACAGCGAAUUCAAAGAAUAACAUAAGAAAGAAAAUAACAACACGUAUAACAUGCAAGAGGUAGUUCAUAUUACAUAAACACAUUCAUUACCCAUUAUCCAGUGGUAAAUAAUAAAUACCCUUACUCAUUCAACAUAAAUAACUUACAGCUGCUAAGGGGGCUGUUGUUUCUGACCACAUACACCCUCUGUCAGGUUACAUGGGAACAUUUCCUUUGAUUAGUAUAGAUCAUAUCCUAUUGUGUUACAGAGUGUAAUUUUUCAGUGGGUAGACUAAUCCUUUUGUCAUCUGCCUCAGCAGGUUUUUGAUAAUUAUCAGUUCCCUAUUGAGAACAUAUGUCAUUUAGGAUCAAACUAAACCUUAUAAAGACAUGAAGUUGUCUCCAGUACUAUCAUGGUUGGAAGUAAACAAUGUGACACUAUUUGUUGAUAACCUGAACUCAGUGGACAACUUCUGCUUUAUAGAUUUGCAUACCUAUACUUUUCUGGUCUGCUAGAAACUGAUGUCUAUUGAAACCAAUUUUUCCACAAAGAAUAUUUAAUUGGAUUUUACUUUUACUAGCUAAACAAGGAAAUAUGGAGUUUAAUGUGUGAACUGUAGACAUGUCUAUUUGAAUUGACAAUAAGGUAAAAGAUUCCUGUUAAGAUUUUACUAUUUCCUACCCAGCUGUGGAAUAAAAGAACAAUUAAACAUAUUUUGGUCCAGGGGGCAUGACUACAUAUCUAUAGUUAGUGUGGAGUAUUUGCAGUACAUGAAAAAAUUGUAGUUACCUUGGUAACUGAGAGCACAUGCCCUGUUUUUAGGCUAAACUGUUUUCUUGCAGAAUGAAAAGCUAGUGUUAAGUCUUCAUUGUGUGUUAUGCUAUAUAAUGUUGUAGUAUUUAUUCCAUUACAAUGCUGAAACACAUCCCAAGCAACCAUAUGUACAGUGUGAUUCUGUUUGCACAUUCUGUGGAGCGGCCUUAAAAUGGUUAAUUUAUUUGCAGACAUUUUUGCCUCUCUUUCUUUUACUUGUGACUGCAUCCUCUCCAGUUGAUAAAAUAAGUAAAAAUAAUAAUAUGGCGGUCAAGUUUGUUGCAGACAUUUUGAAUGCUUAUGUAUGCCAUAGUCAAAGAUGAUACUGGGGGACAGGGAGUCUAAGAAAACGACACUGAAAACUAAAGCUAACAAUGUAUGAUCUGCAGAUUAUUUUUACCUGUGUUCCUCACUCUGUUAUAGAAUUCACAAAAUUCCAACUGUGUCAAUGUACCUGUCAGAUCGAUCUGUAGCUUAUCUGUCUCCAUUUCUUAAGGUUAUGAGUUAUCUUCCUACAUCAAUAUGUUGUUUUACAACUCAGAUGGUGAUGCUUGAGUGUAAAAUAUUAUCAAGUUAUGCUGUCCUUUUGAAACUGUUAAAUUAGGCCUCUUUUCUUCCUUCUCUGAUGCCAACCCUGUAAGUUAUCAGGUGGUAUCCUAAUGAUUACAACUUAUGUUCCAUGUCAUAGGUAAUCCCUUUCCAGUAGAACAUCUCCAUUCAGCUGUUCCUGCCUGUGGUUGGUAUUCCAUCAGUUUGGCAGUUCAGCCUAUGCAAAAGGAGUAAACCGUAUGGGAAGUAGACCUAUAAUUCCAUGGCUAAACAUCUGUUAAUAAUUUAUUUACCACUGGCUAUGGCUUUAUCUGCAAAACCUGCCUUUUAAAACUAUAUAGGGGGCAAGUGCAGGGGGUAAAGCCGACAGCUGAAACUUGUAGUUAGAAUGUCACAAGCCUUUACUUGGUAUAUGCACCGAGUACACUGUUGAGAUGUAUUACUUAUGCUGUUAAUAGUGGACUACAAACACCUAUGCACUUAUAUACUGUGUCUUUAGUACUACUGCUUUGCACUGUUUGGACAACACUGGAUAACAAAAUAAGAAGGGUUCUAUAUGCAUAUAGUUGGUACUCCUCUGCAUUCAGCUAGUCUUUUAGUGGCUGCCCAUUCAUACUGUGGUGGGAUCCCCUGGUUCAGAAAUUAUAAGUAGGACCAUUUCUUGUUACCUAACAUAUGUGUUCAAAGUAAAAAUGCAAGAUCUUUGAGGAGAUAGUCACCUCUGGAACUCAGUAACAAACUAUAUAAUGUGUUUUGGUUGUAGAGUGCUUCUUACAGCCUCCUGUCUCCAGGAAGAACUUAACGAAGAGAAAAAGAUUUCUAGCUAUUAACAUGAUCAGAAAUAAAAAUAAACCUGUACACCCUACAGCUUUAACCUUGUCAAUAGAGUCUUUGCUGGCCAUGGUACCUGCUUAUUCGCAGUUCCAUGAAACUGUGCCGUGGCUUUUUGUAUUCUUUUCUGAAAUGUAUGUAUUGUUUAUCCUGAUAAAGUUAUUUCAUGUCAUUAGCCGGUUGAUUAUAAUGUCCUUUGAAAACACUAAUUAAAACCAACUGAUAUGUGUUUUUCUUGUGAAA
Protopterus annectens (West African lungfish) is the source of this 5887-nucleotide messenger RNA. RefSeq names its product GDP dissociation inhibitor 1 (gene GDI1). Gene Ontology annotation, molecular function: Rab GDP-dissociation inhibitor activity. Gene Ontology annotation, cellular component: cytoplasm. The transcript has 11 exons. Bases 243 to 1586 code for a protein of 447 amino acids. Gene Ontology annotation, biological process: small GTPase-mediated signal transduction; vesicle-mediated transport; protein transport. NCBI's taxonomy places the organism in Eukaryota, Metazoa, Chordata, Ceratodontiformes, Protopteridae. The record is from RefSeq and is a predicted model, not a curated record.